AUGAGUGGCGCAGGCGGGAACGCCACUCAGCAGUUGCGACUCGCCAGACACCACCACAGGAAUCAAAGACAAUCGCAUUACUCCCACACCUCCUUCACCUCCACAGAUAACCAAAAUGUACGUUGCUCUCCCUUUGCCACAUAUCUCCCUACUAACACGCCCAACAGGGUCGUCUUCGCUCUCCUCAUAAUCAACAAAGCCGGCGGCCUAGUCUAUAAUCGCACCUUCGCCCCAGGUCUCCAAAAACUCGACGGCAACGACUACCUCAUCCUCGCAGGCACCUUCCACGGCAUCCACGCCAUCAGCCGCCAAAUCAACCCGGCCCCAGCAGCCCAACAUCUCCCCGGCUACCGACGCCCGCCCACCACCGGCCUCGAGAGUCUGGAGAGCAGCCACUUCCGCUUGACGUGUUUCCAGACGCCGACGGGGGUCAAGUUUCUGCUGUUCACGAGCCCCGAGCAGCCGAAUACGGAGGUGGUGGUGCGGAGGUGUUAUGAGAUCUAUGGGGAUUAUGUGAUGAAGAAUCCGUUCUAUUCCAUGGAGAUGCCGAUUCGGGUGGAGAAGUUUGAUCGGGCGCUUGGGGGGUAUCUUGUUCGGCCGUGA
Molecule: messenger RNA, 603 nt
Organism: Neohortaea acidophila
Lineage: Eukaryota; Fungi; Ascomycota; Dothideomycetes; Mycosphaerellales; Teratosphaeriaceae
Product: Sybindin-like family-domain-containing protein
Exons: 1
Coding region: 1-603 (200 amino acids)
Biological process (GO): endoplasmic reticulum to Golgi vesicle-mediated transport
Cellular component (GO): TRAPP complex
Source: RefSeq, a predicted model, not a curated record